UGGCGAAACGUCAAGCAAGAAAAAGACAGCGGCUCGAGAAGAGGAUAGCCUGUGAAUCACAUAUCCAAACCAAAGGAAAAAAAGUUGAAGCAAAGUAACGGGACGGUAUUGUAAUACUGGAAAUAUAUUAAAGAAACGUUGAAAAUUGAAAAAAUGGAACAACUGAUACAGAAUCAAAUGAUCUCGGCUGCGGUUCAGCUGGAAAAGCAUCUCGACAGUGAGCUGGAUCGGCUGGAAAACCUGAACACGGACGAUCUGGACAAGCUACGGGAACAGCGCAUUCAGCAACUGAAGAAACAGGCCCAGCAGCGGCAGGAGUGGAAAAGCAACGGCCACGGCGAGUAUUCGGAGCUGGCCGACGAGAAGGAAUUUUUUGCGGUUUCGAAAAAGUCGCCCAACAUUGUGUGCCACUUCUAUCGCGAUUCGGCACCCCGGUGCCGCAUCGUUGAUAUGCAUCUCAAAAUUCUGGCCACAAAACACUUGGAAGCGAGGUUCUGCAAGGUAAACGCGGAACGCUGCCCCUUCCUCACAGAGCGCCUUCGCAUUAAGGUGAUACCGAGCAUCGCGCUGAUAAAGGACAGCAAAACCAAGGACUACAUCGUGGGCUUUACCGAUCUGGGGAACUGUGAUGAUUUCAGCACCGAGAUGCUCGAGUGGCGCAUCGCCCAAUCGGGUGCGAUCGAGUACAGCGGCGAUCUCCUGACACCACCGGAUGUCAAAAAGCAAAAGAAACCGAGCAAUCUAAAAACCAUCCGUGGCGGGUACGAUUCGGAUGACUCCGACAUUGACUUCGACGAUUAGAUGCCGGACGCCGGAUCCAUUUCUUCGUGACCUGUGUGUUCCGGUGAGUGGAAGGCGAAAGACAUAGGGCAAUCGGUUAGAUGGAAGGAGUGUUACCUACCUGUUCGAGGGUGAGAAUGUAUCCGAGGGAAAGCAAAAUGCUCGAUUCCAUUCACUGCGAAUAAGUAUAGUUACAAAUAUUGUCGAAAACAAACACAUCCCACAAACCCACACCUUCGCACAGGUAUCGCCCGUUGGGGGUCGUUAACUUUUGCUUCGAUUUAUAACUAAAACUUUUAGGACAUAAAAUACCGAAUAAUCAAAUUCUCUCCCCCCGUAGCCGUGGAGAAAAAAGAAACGUCUCCUUGCUCACGUAGUGAGACGAACAAUCUUAUCAAGCGACGAAGCAUGGUUGUUGGCAAAAGAAAAAUGUUCGGAAACGUAUUUGUAGAAGAAAUCUUUUUGAGUUUUCUUUUUCCAAAAUAGGCAGAGAACGCAAAACGAAACAUAAAUCACAGUAUUUUACUUACGCCGUCGUACUACUGCACGUGUUUAAUAUUGAGUUUAUCAGUAACAUUUGUUUUUUCCCCCUAAUCAGUAGCGGCAGCAGCAAGGAACAAAAUCAGGCCAGAGUGUGUGGCUUUUAGCGCUUGAAAAUUAAAAACUCAGACCAAUCAACAAACAGAUCUGGUGGGUCCCCCAUUUAGCUACGAAAAUCAUCCACUCCUGCGUGUGAAGAGUUUCGUUUGAUUUAAGUAUACUUUGGACCAUAACAAGGAUACAAUUCUUAUGCUUACACUAACGUAAUGAUGUACUCAUUAUAGGGAUGAAUAAAUCAGCUGAAGAAGUGUUCUUCUAGUACUAUGAUUUGUA
Molecule: messenger RNA, 1653 nt
Organism: Anopheles stephensi (Asian malaria mosquito)
Lineage: Eukaryota; Metazoa; Arthropoda; Insecta; Diptera; Culicidae
Product: thioredoxin domain-containing protein 9
Exons: 3
Coding region: 154-801 (215 amino acids)
Biological process (GO): microtubule cytoskeleton organization
Cellular component (GO): cytoplasm
Source: RefSeq, a predicted model, not a curated record